UCUGCUUCAAAGAGUUGCUUCUCCAAUGAGAGGUGCAAUCUAGCUCCUGUGGUGGAGUUUGCUGCGGAUGUGGGGACUAAAUCAGAUUUUAUUACCAUGAAUCCAUCAGUUGUGCAAAGAGCAUUUGGAGGCUUUCGGAAUGAGAGUGACAGAGAAAAAUUUGUGCAUAGACUCUCCAUGCUGAAUGACAGCGUCCUUUGGAUUCCUGCCUUCAUGGUCAAAGGAGGAGAGAAGCACGUGGAAUGGGUUAAUGCAUUAAUCCUUAAGAACAAACUGAAAGUGCGAACUGCCUAUCCAUCACUGAGACUUAUUCAUGCAGUCAGAGGGUUUUGGGAAGACUUCCCUUGGGCAUAUGCCCUAGAUAACGCUCUUCAUAUUUUAGUGAUAAUUGCAAAGACUGUGAUGCAUUACCAACCCUCCACAUAA
Molecule: messenger RNA, 426 nt
Organism: Grammomys surdaster
Lineage: Eukaryota; Metazoa; Chordata; Mammalia; Rodentia; Muridae
Product: CMP-N-acetylneuraminate-poly-alpha-2,8-sialyltransferase-like
Exons: 3
Coding region: 97-426 (109 amino acids)
Biological process (GO): oligosaccharide metabolic process; N-glycan processing
Molecular function (GO): alpha-N-acetylneuraminate alpha-2,8-sialyltransferase activity
Source: RefSeq, a predicted model, not a curated record